This is a messenger RNA of Scylla paramamosain (green mud crab), 6478 nucleotides long. RefSeq names its product mucin-2-like. The transcript is spliced from 16 exons. Bases 203 to 4531 code for a protein of 1442 amino acids. The record is from RefSeq and is a predicted model, not a curated record. Gene Ontology annotation, molecular function: calcium ion binding. Gene Ontology annotation, cellular component: actin filament. Gene Ontology annotation, biological process: actin filament polymerization. Lineage: Eukaryota; Metazoa; Arthropoda; Malacostraca; Decapoda; Portunidae.
CCAGGUGACGGGUCUUGGAGGAGAAAGUUUGCUCGCUCGCUCUGUGAUCAGUUACCUAUGAGAGUCGGCCAGGUGAGGAUGGACGAAAUGCGCGCCUCGUGACUUGAAACCGUGUCACUUUGUAUGCGAAGUGUACAAUGUGCUCAAGACCCGGAGUGAGAGCGAGUGCAGGGCAUACACCAGGACUGAGCGUGUGGUGACCAUGAGUGCUAUAGCUAAAUUACUAUGGGUGAUGUGUGUGGUGGUGGUGGUGAUCUUCAAAACUCAAGUUCUGGCAGAGUCUCCAGCGCAGUCCCUGGUGGCGUCCCGAGAACCAGAUGGCAGGACGGCGACUUUAAAAUCCCACCAAGCAGCGGCGGAGGACAGUGGAAAGAGAUUAGAGGCGCUGGGCGACUCAGUAGAAGACCUGCAUGCCACUGAAACAGACAACAGAGAUGCAGCAACGACGUGGCUAAUGGAGGGAGAAGCCUCGCCGCCUCCCACCACUCAGCAAGAUGACGAGGACAUCACCGUCCCGUCCACCAUUGCUGUAGCAAACGGCGAGGAGGAGGUGACUUCCAUGCAAGGUAUGGAAGAUUUCGCGGCCGUCCAUACUCACCUUCCGCAGAACGAGUUAGAGAGGGUGGAGGUGACAGACCCCACCAGUGACAAGGAAGAAGAGAAGGAGACCGAAGAAAAUGUGGUGGUGGUAGAGACUGUAGUGAGCACAGCUCCUCUCUCUCUGCAAACCAGCCGCCGCUUGCCCCGCACUGUGUAUGGUGGCUUCGAGACCUCACCUGCACACUAUAAUGAAGUGGACGCCACUGAGCAGCCCCGAGGCUUCCUCUCUGCUGCUCCCACGCUCACCACGUUCAUGUCGGUGGCGUCGCGGCGACCGACGGAACACCGGAGGAGCGACUCCAGUCCGGGCAUCGACGACAUCAUUCAGGGCAUCGUGGACCUGCUAGGCGGCAACGUCAAGGUGACGGCCGCCGAGGAGCCCAAUACGCGCCUCACCACCUUCGGAGGUGGGGUGUACACCAGCACGCGCAUCAAUAACCGCGGCCCGCCCAGAUUUACUAAUCUCCCCUUCGAAUUAUUGUCUUCCGUUCUGCCCACGCGGCUCCCCAUCAGGCCUCCCGUGACGCCCCCGUCCGCCACACACCCAGGGCGCCCUCAUUUCGUGGCCAAUACACGUCCCCCAUUCCUGGCACCCCUCCCGCCCUCGCUGGCUACCCGGGCGUCCCCUGUGGUGCCCAAGCCGUUCGCAACCGGCAUCCCGCUCCCCGUGGACCUUCUACCCCCUGCCCCAAUCUCUGACCUUCCCCCAGAGGUCGUCACCACCUCCCCAGCUGGCAGUAUUUCUGAGGACACUCCUCCCGCUGCUGUGCCUUCCACCACUUCCAUUCUUCUAACCUCGUCCACUUCUCAACCCACUCUUACAACAUCUACCUCAUCUUUGUCCACUUUGACUUCACAGUUUUCAGAACUAUCCACACCAUCACCGUCCUCGCCAUCUCCCACGUCACCGCCGCCCACCACCACAUCCCUCACUUCAUCAUCUUCCACACCUUCAUCCACAACUACGACAUCGGAAUCCACAACAGUCUCGUCUCCCUCCACGACUCCUUCCUCUCGCCCCACGCCAGCUGGUCCCAGCGAGAAGCCUGGCACCAAGGUGACGGAGGCCGUCACACCUCAAAGUAACACUGCGGAUGAUUCCCCAACGCCGGCAUCUGAUACGCUCACGACCUCUCAAGCGCCGGGCAGUACAAGCAACCCCCAGGAGGCUGCCCCGCCGCGAAAGCCCUCUCCUGCCCCCACCAUGCUGGAGCCCUCCAUGUUGGAGUCCUCCGUCACCACCGUCGCCUCCUUUACCGAGGCCUCGUUGCCUUCUCCCACCACCUCCACGCAGGCUUCUUUGUCUUCUCCCACCAUCACCACCACCGUCACUACUGCCGACGCUGGCCCCGGCCCUCCACCGCAGGCCACACCUCCACUGUUGCCUCCUAGCAGGCCUCAGCCGCCAGCCGUGGCUACCUUUGCUCCCCGGCCGGGCAUGGUGAUUGAUGACCACCAGUACCGGCCUGGCGAGGUUAUCACGGGGGUCGGCGUGCCCCACGUCAUGCCCGCCGCUGGGGACGUCUUCGAUGUGACUGUGUCUGCCCACCAUGGAUACGGGAGCUCACCUAAUACCUAUCGUCCACCCUACGGCCCACCCGAACCCCAGGCCCUGCCCGCAGGUUCAACAGAAGGUCUUCUCGUCAAUCCUGCUGCAGGACCUGAUAAUUUCGUGUCCAUCGACGGCAGAAAGACUUACUUCGAUUUGUUCCCGGCCGCCACUCAGCUUCAGCAGCAACAACCGCAGCAGCAGACUGUCGGAUUAGGAGUGGGUGUGGUGAUACCAGAAGAGGCCCUACCCCAGCCUUAUCCCGCCUCUUCAUUCCGUCCUGCGCCGCCACGACCUGCACCACCACCACCUCGCCCACAACCCACUCCAGCUACGCCACCCCCCAGGAAGUACUUCACGAGAAGACCCACCCAGCCCUCUAUUAGGAUCGACACGUGUAUCGUCGGGGAUGACUCCACGUGCCAGGAGGAUCUGGGGGAAGUGUGUCGCACGGAGGAGGAAGUGUCCAGCUGUUACUGCAAGCCUGGCACGGCACGGCGCAGACCCCGAACUCCAUGCAAAAGAAUGGUGUCCCUGCAAAUGUCCCUCAAGGUAGACCGCGUGGGGCCUCAGCGCAUUGUGUGGACUGGUAAUUACGCCAACCCAGCCUCUGACGAGUACCGCCUGCUUCAGUGGGAGGCGCAGCACGCGAUCUCCAAGGCCCUGUCCAAAACUCGGCUGGGGACGGCAUAUCUGAGCAAUGCUGUCAACAGUUUCUACUCGCUGGGAGGCAAAGUCAUUGUCAAUGCAACACUGAAUCUAGAGAAUCAGCCAGCCACUAGGACCAGGGCUGUGCUCCAAGCCCUUCAACGGCAGAUGAUUCAGGUCAUACAGAGCCAUGCCAACAACAUUGGAGACUCACCCCUGGGAGUGGACGGCACGCUCAACCCCAUUCCUGACGUUUCAGACAUUAAUGAAUGUAAUGAGGCUACUCUGCAUGAUUGCCACUCCUCGGCCACCUGUAUCAACAGGUUUGGAACUUUCACCUGCCGCUGCCUACCUGGAUACACUGACAGGUUCACUGAUGACCCUGAGCUGGUGGGACGCCGCUGUGAGUCCUGUUCUACUGAUUACUGCAACAAGCGUGGAGAGUGUUCCAUAAAGGACGGCCAAAAAGUGUGCCAAUGCCGAGGGUCGUACUAUGGUAGCCAGUGUGAGAUAGAUGGAGAAGUGCUUGGAGUGGCAGUGGGAGCAUCAGUGGCUGCCAUCCUCAUCAUCAUCCUCACCCUCAUAUUCCUCUGCAUGUGGAGUCGACGAUGGAAGGCACAGGAUCGCAAGACAGAGGUCCUGGCCCGAGGCGUGGCAGCAGCAGGUGCAGGGCUGGGUGGCUUCACUGUCAAUGUGCAGCACAAGGGUGGCAGCACGAUGGGUGGGCAGUACGGUGUCACCCUGGAGGAUAGGAUGCGCUGGGCUCAGUUGGCAGAUACUCUCUCCAACCACAACAUCUACACUGAUGGGCGUAUGGGUGGUGAGGGUGGACCUAGCCUCUACACUGCCUCCAGUAGUGAUUACCUCACCGCAUCCCACCUUCACUCCCGCCCAUUCUCUGCCCUCAACCGUGUCACCCGUGCUCUCUCAAAUUCCACUCUGGGGGCUGUGGCUGGGAAUGGGCUGGUGGGGCGUCUCCAGAAGGUGUUUGGCCGAGCCCGCACCACCCGAACCCAACACGGGAAGCGGCACAAAAACCAGCAGCCCACCACCCUCACUCUGCAGCAGCUGAUGGCACUCCACGCCCAGCUUUCUGUUCCUCCUGACCAGAUGCAGGCAGGCGGCACCCUCGCUGCUCAGUCCACUGCUGGCCAAAGCACCUCACAAAUCUUCCAGCACCAGCACACCAGACAGAUGGCUGGCCAGUCCUCAGGAUACCCAUCGCUGGGCACCAUUGGCUCCAGCACCUCCACAAACCCCCAGCAGUUUGGCUUGCAGCAUCUUAAUCCCAUGGCUCACCUCAACUCCCUUGCCCACCAGCAGCAGCAGCAAAACUACAGUAAACAAAAGGCAUAUGGAUCUCAGUCAACUUAUGGACAGUUUGGCCCCUCAUCACUCAACACCAUGUCCCAUGAUGGUGUGUCCCGAGCCCCAACUCUUGGAGCGAGGACUCCAGUGCCAUUAGUGGAUGUUGGGGGAGCAACAACACUCGGCCCCAUGGGAGGGGGUAGUGUAGCUCACACGGGACUUGAAGGACCUGAGAAUGAAAUGGACCGACCAUAUCACUUACCUCGCCCCAAGUCCCGCGUCUCCCUUGGGGACUCCAGUGACAUUUAUUAUGAGCCGGACGACCUCCAGACCUCCAUCUCGCCCCGUGGCCCCCCUACCAGACCCCCUCCCCCCCUCCCCAGGACCAUGCAUCCACAGACCUACAACUACCCAUUCUUCCACUGACUGUCCCUCCUCCUCAUCACUUUGUAGUUGAAGGCUCAAUCACCACUGAUAGUAAUGGGGGCUUAAGGAACAGAUCUAAUUCCUCUUGUCAAAAGUUGCUGUAGAUUGAUAUAUGUAAAUGCAUUAGAUAUCUUAUUUCACUUGCAUGCAAGAACCAUAUUCAUUGAAAUCAUAAUUAUUUAAAUAAAACUUCAUGUGUUGCAUUACACUGUUUACAAUUAUUUCAAUAAACUUUAAGCACCACAUGAUCUUAUUGUUGAUGUGCUAUGUUUUAAUUUAUCAAUCAACCUGUAGACAUAAACACUUCAGAAUAUAGACUUACAUUUAUCACAUCUUACAUAUCAUUCUUCUCAUGUCUGUCUGCAUGUUUGUAUGUAUGUCCCUCACUAGCAGUUUUGUCAAAUUACUGUUGUAACCACUACUGACUUACAUUGUGCGGUGAUUGCCACUGAUCACCAAACAUCGGUUUCAUUUGCUGCUGAAUUAUCCUCACUAUCGCUCAUUAGUCAAGGUUGACAGCUAUCACAAAAACCCUAUAAGAAUUUUUUUUUUUCAAACAAAAACUACUAUUUAGCAAUUGCCUGUUGCAGUACCACAGUGACAUUGUCAGUGUAGCGUAAGCAUAAGCCCAUGUCAGUUUGGCAUGGUCAGAUGGUUUGAGUUGAUAUAUUGAUGAAAGUGCAUGAUACAGUAAGGAAUGGUUGCAUAUAUUUGAACAUCCUUUCUCACUCAAGUCUUAGUCCCUGAGACAUGAGACAGUGAAUUAUAAGGAAUCUAUGAGUAUUCUGCAUACUGUUGAGGGUGACUGAAAGAGAUGAGGGCAGAGGGCUGAGAACUUUUAUUUUCAUGAAGAAAGGAAGAAACACAAAGGACUUUAUGUAUUUACUUUUUUUUUUUUAUUUAGUCUUGCUCUGCCUCUAUAUUGGAUGCCACCUUGUAUUUGCAGGAUAAGAAAAGGUGUGAAAAAAUAUGUUCUUUAUUUACACAGCCCAUAUUAUGAACAGGUUGAAAGAAUAUUCACACUGAAGAUAUUUUAGGUUUCAGUGUGUGGAACUGUUGAUGUUUAUCAUUCAUAAAGUCAGAUAUUUUCAUAUAUCUGUGAAUUACAAAACCGUCAGUGUAUGCAGGGUGGGUUCAGAUUCUUAUUAUAGGGUUGUGUUGAUAAUUUGUCUUAUAUUGGAUACAACUCUGUUUCUGAAAUACAAUGAAUUAAGAUGGGUUUUCUUUUAGGUGAGAAUUUCCUAUUAAGAUACACCAGCAACAAGUAUUGAAGUUAAUUUUUAGGUUCUCAUGAAAGAGGCUCAGCUGCUGCAGAAGCUUCAUUUAUGACCUAAUUGAAAAAAAAUAGAUUUUUUGUGACUAUAUUUUUUGUAACGUGUACAUGUAGUAUUAUAUGUAAAUAUUUUUUUAUGAAUUUGUUAAUAUGUAUUAGUUCCUUUGUAUGUUGUCAUUUUGAUCCUGUUACUACUUCUACUAUAAUCAUCCCUCUUGGUGCUAAGAUGGACAUUUCGUAAUUUUUUUUGUGCUUGGCUAUCUCAGAACAUGAUUUGUAAAUGUGCACAGAUACCUCUGAUUUCAUCGGCCAUGAAUACCCUGCUAAUUCAUUAUGAACAUACUGAUGUGUAAAUGAUGUUGAUGUGUGAAUGCAUCAGCUGAAGAAGCUAUUGAGGUGACAUCACUGCAGCUUUGUGUCACUCCACCAGGACUUGACCUAGUAUUUUUCAAGCUAGAUGAAGCCAAUGAUAUUUUUGCAUUAGAGAGAAUAGCCACUCUCAAGGCCCCAGUGUUGCCUGAGAGGCCACAUGUACUAUAGUGUAUAUAUGUCAUGUUCUGUCUUGUUGAUCUCCAAACAGGUAAUGCCUGUUGGUCUGACUCUCAUUACACUGGUUCAUAAGAUGUAUAGUCUAUUUAUCCACUCUUGAAAAUAAAACCAAAUCUUUAAUGUAA